Messenger RNA from Syzygium oleosum, 651 nucleotides. Its product is annotated as non-classical arabinogalactan protein 31-like. Lineage: Eukaryota; Viridiplantae; Streptophyta; Magnoliopsida; Myrtales; Myrtaceae. Bases 1 to 651 code for a protein of 216 amino acids. The transcript is spliced from 2 exons. The record is from RefSeq and is a predicted model, not a curated record.
AUGGAUUCUGUUCCAGGCAAGGCUUUUCUGCUUGUUCAGCUCUUGCUCCUACUCAGCUGCUUCCAAGAAGCCUACUGUUUUUUCCCCCAACCGCCGGUUUACCCUCCGACCCAGCACUACCACCACCACCACCACCAUGCUCCUGGCCACCCUCCAUUCUACCCACCGUUUCACCACCACGGUCACCCCCUGAUCCCCGCACCUUCUGUCAGUCCCAUGUAUCCUCCGGCUCACCCCCCAGUUAAACCGCCGUUCCACCACCCUCCUUAUUCAAGGGGCUUCAUAGCCGUUCAAGGCCUCGUUUAUUGCAAGUCCUGCAAAAACACCCUCUACGGCGCUACACCCAUUUUUGGUGCCCAAGUAAAGCUCCUGUGCAAGAACACCAGGCACACGGUGGUGGUGACUGAAAAGACCAACAAGAAUGGCUACUUCUUCCUCCAAGCACCAAGGACGGUCACGAGCUUCGCCUCCCACAAGUGCAAGGUCUAUUUGGUCUCAUCUCCAAUCUCCUCGUGCAGUCAGCCAUCUAAUCUCAACGGUGGAUUGACCGGUGCCUACUUGAAGUGGGAGAAGCCGCCGUUGAUCAAGCUCCCGUUCAUCCUCUACUCGGUCGGACCUCUUGCAUUCGAGCACAAGUGCAGAGCCCCAUGA